CUUCAGAGGCUUUUACCUACUCAAUGAAACUAUUAAUCAAAGAUAGCAGUAGUAAGACGUUAUGAAGGAACAGUUUUGGUCUUCGAUUGAUUGUUCUAUCAGAUGAAAGUAUUGAGACGAGCUGAACGAUAGAUUCCACAACAUCCAGAGUCUGGCCACAACAUCCGGCACAGUCGCAAGUCUCUUUCAUCCAUUACGUUGGCACAAGAAAGUCCUUUAAUCACAACGAAUCCUACAAGGUACUUAACAGUAUUCGUCUUUAAUUUUAUUAACUUUUCGUCGAUCAUCGUAGAGCCAUGCAUCUUCGACGAACGAGACCCCAACAGCUGAUUGCUAUUUUAUUGGUGACCCUUUUCAUUUGUGUCUACUUGGUGACGUGGCCAAGUGCCGCUCUCAAUCAAGAAGAAGAUCAACAGGACAGCCUUGCUGGUCCGGCAACAUUAUCGGCUGCCCAGGAACAUCUGAACAUCGUCCGAUACGAGGACAUGGUCAGAUGGGGACGCAACAACAAGACAUCAUCCCCAUUCUGGGCAUCUUCCAUCCUAUCGGACGAUAAACGCAUCUAUUUUCACGAGACCACAGGUCGUGAUCGUUUGAAUUUGCGCCAAUUGUGCGCUGUGGAAUCGACGGCCAAAGAGAACCCUGGCCGAUCGGUCCAGAUCUUUUUUCAAACGGACCACGUCAAUUUAACGAGCGGUCCAUUCGAACUGAUCUUGAACACUUACCCAAACAUCGCCGUAGUUCUCAUCAACGCUAAAGACUACUUUGCGGCAACGCCGUUGGAACGUUGGUACUCUCGCGGUGUGUGGCGAAAGAGCCCUUACAAAACGGAGCAUUUCUCCGAUUACAUCCGCAUUCUCAGCUCGUUCAAAGGCGGAGGAAUGUACAUGGAUUUGGACUUUGUUACGCUCAAACCUUUCGAUGCCGACAUCUUUUGGAAUUUCGUUCCUGAAGAAGACGAUGGCGUUCUCACAGGCUCUUCGUUUCAUUUUCAAAAAGGACAUCCAAUCAUCCGCAAGAUUAUGACUUACCUGGCCUCAUCGUACCAUCCGAAAGAAUGGGCGUAUUCGGGUCCGGCCAUGAUACAGUCGGUUGUGCUGAAAUAUUGCCACACUAAAUUACCGGAACCGACGUAUCCUCUUUUUUUAUGCCCGCAGAUCAAAGUGUUGCCUAAGAAAUACUUGUACCCGUACAAGUUUGCCGAUUGGAAGUGUUUCUUCGAGACCAAUGUGAGCAGCAGCGACCCGAUUUUCGAAAGCUACGCUGUUCACACGUACAAUAAAUUGUCGAAAAAGAGCCUAUCCUUGUUGAAUCCGAUCAAUUGUACAGUCAAAUCGCCCGCGUUCAUUGUCCGCUGACCUACGCUCACGCACUUGCCGAUCUGGAAGUGGACUUCUUCU
Molecule: messenger RNA, 1400 nt
Organism: Daphnia carinata
Lineage: Eukaryota; Metazoa; Arthropoda; Branchiopoda; Diplostraca; Daphniidae
Product: lactosylceramide 4-alpha-galactosyltransferase-like
Exons: 3
Coding region: 297-1358 (353 amino acids)
Biological process (GO): glycosphingolipid biosynthetic process
Molecular function (GO): hexosyltransferase activity
Source: RefSeq, a predicted model, not a curated record